This is a messenger RNA of Nelumbo nucifera (sacred lotus), 2097 nucleotides long. RefSeq lists its product as uncharacterized. Gene Ontology annotation, biological process: transmembrane transport. The record is from RefSeq and is a predicted model, not a curated record. Lineage: Eukaryota; Viridiplantae; Streptophyta; Magnoliopsida; Proteales; Nelumbonaceae.
GCCCCAAUUUUAGUUGACGCUGUCGAAUCCGGUGGCCAUAAACUCCUUCGCUUUUCGCGAAGCCGCAUCGACCCUCUUCCUCUCCCUCCCUCCCUCCCUCCCUCCCUCUCUUUAUCAUUUCUAAAUCCAUCUACUGUUAAUAAUAAAUUUCUAUUUUGCUCUGAUUUAUAUUUUUCUGAUGAAUGAAUCCCUAGAUAUCCCGGCAAGAUCUGCUCUCUCCGGCGGAUUUUUUCCUGUCGGCGAUUGGAGAUGGAUGGGAUAAGGAUCGAAUCCGGUUCUUCGGUAAGGGACAUCGUCGAACCUGAGUUUGUUUGCGAGAAAUGGUCGAUCCAUUUGUUGUAAGCCACGUCCGAUCCAAAAUCUGGUUUAGGAAAAGGAAAAAAUUUAUAUUUGUAAUUUCAAUUUUCUGUAUUAUAACAAGUGUUUUAAUUUCCCUGAAUUUAUAAUUCUGUAUUAUACUACGGGCUCUCUGGUCAUUGUACAGUUAGGGAUUUGCCUUUAUUAUUAUUUUUUUUGUGAUUUUCUUUUUCUCAGUUUGUAUAGUUAGGGUUUUAGAUUUUGAGUGGAUUGGAUUGGAAGGGAAGAGAGAAGACAAGAGAAGGGGAAUUCAUUCAAUAUUUCAUCUAUUAUUGGUCUUAUUUUUGAUCUCGAAAGUGGCGAAGAUGAGUUUGAGCACUGCCGAUGAAGAUUCGGCACCGGAGAUCCAUCUUCCGGCAGAUAUCGAUUGGCAAAUGCUAGACAAAUCCAAAUUCUUCUUUUUGGGCGCCGCUCUCUUUUCCGGCGUCUCGGGCGCACUGUACCCUGUUGUGGUGCUCAAGACUCGGCAACAGGUCUCGCAAACACAGAUUCCUUGUAUCAGAAUAGCCUUCUCCAUCCUGCGCCACGAAGGUUACCGAGGCCUAUAUAGGGGCUUCGGCACAUCGCUGAUGGGCACAAUCCCCGCUCGGGCUCUCUACAUGACAGCGCUUGAGGUCACGAAGAGCAACGUUGGAACCGCCACCGUCCGUUUGGGAUUUCCGGAGCCAACAGCCGCAGCAAUUGCCAACGCUGCCGCAGGCCUCAGUGCAGCCAUGGCGGCACAGCUCGUUUGGACCCCGAUCGAUGUCGUGAGCCAAAGACUCAUGGUUCAGAGCAGCAGCAGCGUCAGCAGCAAUCCCAGCAAUCCCAAUGUAUCAUCUUGUAAAUACCGGGGUGGAAUUGAUGCGUUUCGGAAAAUUCUGACGGCCGACGGGCUCCGAGGCCUGUACAGGGGAUUCGGGAUAUCGAUAUUAACCUACGCACCCUCGAAUGCCGUCUGGUGGGCAUCGUAUUCCGUUGCUCAGAGACUCAUCUGGGGUGGAAUUGGUUGCUAUUUCUAUAAAAAAGACGAGGAGAAUAGAGAGGGUAUGGGCAGCGGCAACGGUGGCAUCUUCCGGCCUGAUACGAAGACAGUGGUGGCAGUUCAGGGGGUAAGCGCAGCCAUGGCAGGCGGCGUCUCUGCGUUAAUCACAAUGCCUCUUGAUACCAUCAAGACGAGACUACAGGUCUUGGAUGCAGAGGAGAACGGUUGCCGCCGACCCCUCACGGUUGGACAGACGAUAAGGAAUUUGGUUAAAGAAGGUGGAUGGACUGCCUGUUACAGGGGAUUAGGCCCAAGGUGGGCUUCCAUGUCCAUGUCUGCAACCACCAUGAUCACCACUUACGAAUUUCUUAAACGGCUUUCAGCCAAGAAUCAAGAGAACCUGACAUGAUCAAUCGAACCAAAGAAAAGAAAAAAAGAAGGAAAUGUUAUAUUUUGUUUUUCUUCUUUUAUUACCUUUUUCCUCGUCUAAUGUUUUUUUUUUUUCAUUUUCUUUAUGUGGCUCUGUUGGUUUUCUUUGCCUGCCUGCCCAGAGGCCUGAUUUAUGUAAGCGAAGUUAAUGCAGGAUAUCUCCAUGUAACAGUCUUCGCAACUUGUUGUUCACUUCUAUCUCUCUUUCUUUUCAGAUUUUUAGUAGGGACGAGGAAAAGUUUGUUUCACAGUGACGGUGGAAUGUGGAUGGUGGGGGAUAAAAGGAAACUUCAGUUCAGUCAGAACUGAUUUUAGGGUUUUAUGAAGUUGCUUGGUUUUUCCAACCA